Strongylocentrotus purpuratus (purple sea urchin) is the source of this 4083-nucleotide messenger RNA. Its product is annotated as 2',3'-cyclic-nucleotide 3'-phosphodiesterase-like. Gene Ontology annotation, cellular component: cytoplasm; membrane. The coding region runs from base 335 to 1639 and encodes 434 amino acids. The record is from RefSeq and is a predicted model, not a curated record. Gene Ontology annotation, molecular function: ATP hydrolysis activity; 2',3'-cyclic-nucleotide 3'-phosphodiesterase activity. The transcript is spliced from 4 exons. NCBI's taxonomy places the organism in Eukaryota, Metazoa, Echinodermata, Echinoidea, Camarodonta, Strongylocentrotidae. Gene Ontology annotation, biological process: cyclic nucleotide catabolic process.
CGGAUUCGUCAAUAUGUGUCACCUGAUAUUCUGGUCAGCUGACUGUGUUUGGUAAAGUUCAUCAACAAAACUAAAGUCUAGAUUUAUUAAAGUUUAUAGGAAAGCGCUGGGCUGCUGCCACACAAUUGAGGCUUGGCCUUGGCAAAUUCACCUUGGCCCUUCAACCAGGCAAAAAAGCGAUGUUGAUAUUUACUUGGAUGGCAAUUGCUUUCAUUUGGGAUCUUUUGGGAAUUCCCAGGGUUCGUUGGGAGUGGUCUCUGUACAUGGUCAGGAGCUAGAGCUUUGACUUGAAUUUGAGAUUCUAUGACGAGGUGUUGAUCUGUCAAAACCAAGAAUGGGUAGUGUUUUUGGUGUGAAACUAGAAAGUACAGAAGAGAAGGAAAUAAUGGCAACGGAAGACCAAGUCAUCAUGGAACCGUCCCUGGACUUUCCUUUCCUGAAUGAUACCAAGACAGUUGAGUACGUGGGAGAGUCGAAGACACUGCUCUUACUUCGUGGCCCACCAGGGAGUGGUAAAUCGUCCCUGGCUACAGCGAUCUCCGAGAAGUAUCCUUUGAAAGUCGCCAUCUGCUCUGCUGAGGAACACAUUCCUCAAGGCGAAAAGCCUCCUUUCUCUAGGGAGAUGCUCAAGAAGGCCCACACUGACUGCCAGCAGUGUGUCAAGGACGCCUGCAAGGAAGCCUAUCCCAUUGUCAUUGUGGACAACACAAAUGCCUCACUCUUGUCAGUGAAAAAUUACAGUGGCAUUGGACACGAGUUCGACUAUGUGGACGUUCUCGUAGUGCCCCAGACAAGUUGGAUUCUUGAUGCUCAAGAGUUGGUCAAGAGGUCGUCCAGAGGUUUCCCUCUUGAGGAUAUCCAGAGGAAACUUGAGAAGUUCCAGGAACCAAUAUACCCUCUCUUUUAUGGCUGGUUUGUCAACAAAACCGAUUCAGAGACUAUGAGGGGUACUGGGGAAACAUUUUAUGAGAGGUGUCUAAGCAAGAGGGAGUUCAGAGAAGAGUUUACAAAGCAUCUGCUACCAGAUGCUAGUGGCAAAACACCAGAUCCAGAGAAUUACUUCUCAACUGAGAACUACACCGUUGGUCCUGUGAUGCUUCACUGCACAGCCUUCUACAGCAACUACGGCGAGGUCAGCCAAUCAGAGGCCUACGCUACCCAAGAACGGGUCAAAGCCGACAACGGCAAAGCGUUCACCAUCAAGGUCAUCGGUCUUCUGGUGACCCCACGAUCCCUAGGUCUGCGACUAAAACUUGACGAUGAAGAGCUCCUCCUGUGGCCACAGGAUGAGGUUAACGAGGUUGCCGAGGGCGGAGCAGAGGAAACAUGUGAUCUGGCUGCGGGGGAGAAGUCCGGGCCGUGUGACGAUGAGUGCAUCAUAACCCAUCUGUCUCCAACCUGUGGGACAGGGAGCCGCGCCCACUUCAGUUUGGGUAGCGGUCCCGGUGUGGAAGCUGUCCAGACCGGUCUAGACCUGGAAGAGAUCAUCAAGAUGGAACAAGAAGCGGUUCGGAUGAAGAGGAGCCACAUUGUAAUAGCAUUAGAGGAUGCCACAGCCGUCGGGUAUGGGGAGGGAAACUGGAUGGUGUACUUUGAUCAAGCUUGUUCAACUGAAGCUCUUUUUGCAGGAUAUUUCUAAAUAUGUAAUCAUUGUUAAUCGUGACAAACACAAUUCUUCAUUUCAAAACAUUUUCAAUACAUGUAUAUGUACAGUGAUUAUUUGUAGGUGCAUGUGACACCAAAAGAUGAGUAAAUAUCAAAAUUUUGCUUUUGAUUGUGUUCUAACCUUCCAAAUACAGAUUUGAUAAAAUUGCUACAAAAUGAUGCUAAUUCAGGCCAUUUAUAAUAACUUCUUUUUUCUUCUCAAGGUCUUUUCAAAAAUCAAAAUUAUGGUAUACAAAUGAUGGCCAAACAAAGUUGUACAAUAUUAGCAGCAAUUUUUGUUCAUAUCAAUCAGAAAUACAAGCUGUUUAUUGAUUGUCAGUUGUGUUAAUGUAUGAAUAUAUUACAUCACAGCUACUUCAACAAAAACCAUGCAUUUAGUUGAUUUUAUACAGCCUUGGUCAUGUUGUUUUGCUGAAGUUUUAGAAAUAUAUUUACUUAUUUGUAGCAUUUAACAUGUACAUGUACAUAAGAGUGUAGAAUGAGAAUAUGGUAAUCCCUACCUGUUCUUGGAAAGCUUCUAGAUGGAAGGAUCAUGCAUGCAUUUAGCUGACAAACAGGAUUCUUCUUUCUUAGAAGUUCUAAUUUACUGUUUUUAAUAACAUUCAUCUUCAACCAUGUUCAUAUACUGUACUAAGAAAUGUCUGUAUCUUUGAGUUAUUCACCACCAAGAAUAUUACCAUUGCAGUAGGUGUUAAAAGAUAUGUCAUCUACUAAUUUUAGGUAAAAGAAUAUCAGUUUCAUCAUAAUGUACUUUCUGCUUUUCUUGUAGAUAAGCAUGUAUUAUAAAGUCUACCUUUAUAAACAUCAUGACACUAGUGAGAAUGUUUGUACAAAUAUAUGUUUUAUUUUUUAAAAGAAAGAGCUUCAAAAGCAUGGGAAAAUAUUAUGUUUAGCUUCAAAAGCACAAUUAUUUAUUCUAAAUGUAUGAAAAUGCUGCUUCUAAGUUUCAACCAAAUGUAAUGGUUACAACUGUUAUUUGCUUUGUUGUUGUGGAACUCUUGAAUUGUAAGUAUUUCAUAACUUCAGUGAAAAUAGCUUGAAUUAAGCAAAGGAAAUGCACUGAUAACAUAUAGUUUAGUAUAGGUUGGUCUCUUUUUUGCAUCAUUCAUUCUGACACAUACCGGUACAUGUAUUUAAGUUUAGCAGAUAUUUUCAUUGAGACAUUUUGGAGAAAUAAAAAGUUAGCCUGUAUGCUUUCAUAUGUCCCGUGUAUGCAUGAUGUCGUAGUGUGGUAGGAAAUCUGAUCCUCCCACUCCAAAAUAUUUAAAGCCAUACUCUCCUAAAAGCAGUAACCCCAAAUCCCCUCUAGCAUCAUCUCAGGUCAGCUGUAGCGUGAUGGUCCCAUUACUCGCUUCUUCCCUAGCCACUCGCAUCCAGCUAGCCCUGUGUCUGCGAAUUAAGUGGGAAUUAGGUAUUGGGUCGUGCACUGUUGGCAAGUUGACCAUGAGAUGGCGCUGUGCAAUAAACUAUGCUAGGGCAGAAAGUUCAUCAGUUCAGUAUCGUUUUAAUAGUUUGACAAUGUUACCUUCUAUCUGAUAUUUCAAGAUACUGUAUUCCAAUGUAAGUUGCCAAUGCUUGUAUGUACCUUGAAGCAUUUGUGGACAUGAUCUCCCACAAACAGCUUCAUGUGUUGCCCUAUGAUGAGCUUGAUUAUAACAGAUCUAUCUUCUAAACUUGAUAACAAGUUGAUUUUAGUGUAGUAGGAAGAGAUUUGUAAUAGUUUGAAGAAUAUAGGACAGAUAAUAAAAAUGUCCCGGGCCCCCCACUCAGUGUUUUUUUAGGGUAAGCGUAGGCUAUGCAUGUUCCCUCCUUUUGAAAACAUCCCCCUAAGUACGGUGUGUAAAGUCAAUACGGGCCGGAUUUUUGUGUACUACGUACGAGCCGGAGUUUGGUGCGUGAAAAGUACCCCUUUACCGGACAUUUUGGGAACAUGCAUGCGGUCCCUCCGACCCCGGAGUGGAGGGGCCGGGAAAAAUGUAACACAUUUUGGAAAGCCAAGACCUACACUAAAAAAUCCUUUGAUGACUUUUGUGUAAUUUUCAACAAUUUUAGUAUUUUUAGUGCGCAUACUCAGAAAAUUAGCUUCACUUAGCCUGAUUGACAUCUAAAAAUGUAACAUGCAGAUACGGUAUAGGACUGGAAAUGUAAGUAAUGAUUUUGUACAUAUGAAAGUAUUUGAAUUGUAUUUUAUGGGCUAGCUUACAAAACGAUUGAUCUUAUUUUUAAAGAUUAUCACCCUAUACCGGUAUAUAUAAUGACUGGUUGCAUUUUUUUCUUAAAAAAAUUUGUGAGCACAUGAAUGUAAUUCAUGGUACAUCUACUUUCAAUGUUGUUUUCCUUGCCAUUCUAUUAAUGCUACUUAAAUAAAAAAAAUAAAAAAAUCAGAACCAAAAAUGAAAGAGUAUUAUUCACAGACGA